This is a messenger RNA of Haliaeetus leucocephalus (bald eagle), 3024 nucleotides long. RefSeq names its product ArfGAP with SH3 domain, ankyrin repeat and PH domain 3 (gene ASAP3). Gene Ontology annotation, molecular function: protein binding; GTPase activator activity. The coding region runs from base 1 to 3024 and encodes 1007 amino acids. Gene Ontology annotation, biological process: positive regulation of GTPase activity; cell migration. Gene Ontology annotation, cellular component: cytoplasm; focal adhesion. The record is from RefSeq and is a predicted model, not a curated record. Lineage: Eukaryota; Metazoa; Chordata; Aves; Accipitriformes; Accipitridae. The transcript is spliced from 25 exons.
AUGCCUCCAGCUCCUCUCCCAGCCCUGGGAGCUUGGCCACUGCCCCGCACAUCUGCAUGGCAGAGCAGCCGCCUUUCCAAGGGCCAGCUGGGCUGGGGGGAGCGGCGGCCAUGCUUGGCAGGGCUAACGAGCUCCGUUUGUUUUCUUUCUUCGCUUUCGCAGAGCCUGGAUGGGGACCAAGCCAUACUCCAGAGGAUCAGAAAAUAUGUGAAAGCCAUUCACAUCUCUGGGCUCACCCACGUGGAGAACGAGGAGCAGUACAGCGAAGCCCUGGAGAACUUCGGCAACAACCACCUCUCCCAGAACAACCACGAGCUGUCCACCGGCUUCCUCAACCUGGCUGUCUUCACCCGCGAGGUCACCGCACUCUUCAAGAACCUGGUGCAGAACCUGAAUAACAUCGUCUCCUUCCCCCUGGACAGCCUGUUGAAGGGGCAACUGAAGGACGGCCGCCUGGACUCUAAGAAGCAGAUCGAAAAGGCCUGGAAGGAUUACGAGACCAAAGUGGGGAAGAUGGAGAAGGAGAAGGAGCGAGCCCGCUUGGCAGGGGUCAUCCAGGCUGAACCGUCCACAGCGGAGGUGGCCGAGGACAUGCAGAAGGAGCGGCGGCUCUUCCAGCUUCACAUGUGUGAGUACCUGCUGAAAGCCAGCGAGUCUCAGAUGAAGCAGGGACCAGAUUUCCUGCAGAGCCUCAUCAAGUUUUUCCACGCUCAGCACAAUUUCUUCCAAGAUGGCUGGAAGGCUGCCCAGAACCUCUACCCCUUCAUUGAGAAGCUCGCUGUGUCUCUCCACGCGCUCCACCAAGCGCAAGAAGAGGAGGUGAAGCAGCUCACGCAGACCCGUGAUUCCCUCCGCAGCAUCCUGCAGCUGGAGAGCAAGGAGGAAAACCUGAGCAGGAAGAACUCUGGCAGCGGCUACAGCAUCCACCAGCACCAGGGGAACAAGCAGUAUGGGACGGAGAAGUCGGGAUUUCUGUACAAGAAGAGUGAUGGGAUCCGCAAAGUAUGGCAGAAGAGGAAGUGUGGCGUGAAGUACGGCUGUCUGACCAUCUCCCACAGCACGAUAAACCGUCCCCCCGUCAAGCUGAACCUCCUCACCUGCCAAGUGCGGCCCCACACCGAGGAGAAGAAAUGCUUCGACCUGGUGACGCACAACAGGACGUAUCACUUCCAAGCAGAGGACGAGCAGGAGUGUGUUGUGUGGGUCUCGGUGCUGCAGAACAGCAAGGACGAAGCCCUGAGCAACGCCUUCAAGGGGGAGCCCAACGGCGGUGGGGCGGCAGCGGGCGGCGGGGCGGACGGCGGCGUGCAGGAGCUCACCAAGCUGGUCAUCAGCGAGGUGAAGAACAUGCCGGGAAACAAGCAGUGUUGUGACUGCGGGGCCCCGGACCCCACUUGGCUCUCCACCAACUUGGGCAUCCUGACGUGCAUCGAGUGCUCCGGCAUCCAUCGGGAGCUGGGCGUGCAUUACUCCCGCAUCCAGUCCCUCACCCUGGAUGUCCUCAGCACCUCCGAGCUGCUGCUGGCUGUCAGCGUCGGGAACACCCGCUUUAACGAGAUCAUGGAGGCCAUGCUGCCCACGCAGGACUGUCCCAAGCCCUCAGCCAGCAGCGAUAUGGCUGCCCGCAAGGAGUACAUCGUGGCCAAAUACAUGGAGCGACGCUACGUGCAGAAAAGCAGCCGUGACGACCCCCACCGGGUCUGGGAAGCCAUUCGUGCCCGCGACCUCCUGGCCCUGCUCCAGGCCUUCGCCGAGGGGCACGAUCUGGCCAAGCCCCUGGCCAGCCCCGAGGGCCAGGACCCGGGCGAGCUGGCGCUGCACAUGGCCGUGCGCCACGCCGACAGAUCGUCCCUUCCUCUGGUGGACUUCAUCAUCCAGAACGGGGGGACGCUGGACCGGGUGACGCAGGACGGGAACACGGCUUUGCACUACGGCGCGCUCUACAACCAGCCCAACUGCCUCAAGCUGCUCCUGAAGGGCAAAGCCGCCUUCACUAUGGUGAACGCGGCAGGCGAGACGGCUUUGGACGUGGCGAGGAGGCUUAAGCACACCGAGUGUGAAGAACUGCUGGAGCAGGCACAGGCAGGGAAGCUCUCCCUGCAGAUCCACGUUGACUACGACUGGGAGCCCCCCCAGGAGUUCCCCUACGACAGCGAGGACGAGCUGGAAGAGAAGGGCACGUCGCCGCUGGCCGCCAGCCCCCCGCCCGCCUGCCCCCAGACCCGCUGGAGCUGCAUGGGGAUGGACAUCACCAACAAGACCUACGAGAGCAUCCUGGUACCCUCGCGCCCCAUGCCCCGCCGGGCCCACAGCGAGGAGAUCCCCCCGCCGCUGCCCCUCAAAAACCCCACACGGGGUGGCUCCCGCCCCAAACCCAACCACAGCCCCACUGAACGCCCUGAGCUUCCCCGGCAGGCGUCCGAGCCGCACUUCCCCGGGCUGGCGGAGGCUCCGGCAUUGCGCAGCCUCCCCUCUGCCAGCAGCGCCGGUGCCCUGGACGGCAUCGCUGGACCCCCAGCCCCUGGCACCCGCAGCCCCACUGAGAGCCGGCGGGCAGCGUACUGGGAGACCCGCUCAGAGACAGACAGCAGUGGCACCCGGCGGGGGCCAGAGCUGAGCCCCCCGCCUGGGCAGCCCCCGCCGGGUGGCAUGGCCCCCGACAUCCCCCCUGUCAAGUUCAGCUCGGAGAGCACCCGCUCAUACCGACGCAUCAGCGGCAUGGUGGGCAAAGCGGGGUCGGCCAUGUCCCCCCAGAGCCCAAGCGGCCCCGAGGACCCUGCUCAGGGCAAGGUGCCCCCUGUGCCCAUGCCCAGGAGAUUUGCUCCGGCCAAGGGGAGGCAGAAGCGGGUGAAGGCGGUGGCUGACUGCAAGGGGGAUAAAGCACGGGAGCUGACCUUCUCCAAGGGAGAGGUGAUCGUGGUGACGCGGGAGGAGGACGAGCAGAGCUGGGUUGGCUUCAUCGAGGGCGACGGCUCCCGCACGGGAGUCUUCCCAGCCAGCUUUGUCCACCUCUUGCAAGACUGA